CCCAGUGUCACUUUUGGAGAGGGUUUUCCUAAUGAAGCAGAAAGCCCAGCCCUGUCCCGUCCCUGCAUAGUUCAGGGAUAUUGAGCAGAGGAUCUCCUGCCUCUCCUGCUCCCACCCCCUGGCCCUCCUAAGGGAGUCCAUGUGGCCAGGGGAGGGGGCAGACCAGCCCUGCUUUUAUAAGGCUGGACUCGCAGCACAUCCAGGUUGGCAGGAGUGACAGGAGGUUUGGCUUGCUCUGAGAUACCCACCUCCCAAAGCCUGGGGUCCCUGGCAUGACCAAAGGAGGAAUGGAGUCAGUGGAAUUGUUCACAACUGAAGGCAAAGGCAGGGGUUUGAAAGCCCAGAAGGAGUUCUUGCCUGGGGAUGUCAUCUUCGCAGAGCCAGCCUACGCAGCCGUGGUUUUUGACAGCCUGACACACGUCAUCUGCCACACCUGCUUCAAGCGGCAGGAGAGGCUGCACCGCUGCGGGCAGUGCAAGUUCGCGCACUACUGCGACAGGACCUGCCAGAGAGCAGCCUGGCUCAGCCACAAAAACGAGUGCUCGGCCAUCAAGAGGCACGGCAAGGCACCCACAGAAAACAUCAGGCUGGCUGCCCGCAUCCUGUGGAAGAUGGAGCGGGAGGGCAGCGGGCUGUCCGAGGGCUGCCUGGUGGCCAUCGAGGAGCUGCAGAACCACGUGGACAGCUUUGGAGAGGAGGAGAAGAAGGAGCUGCGUGCUGACGUGGAGAGUUUCCUGGAGUUCUGGCCGCCCCACAGCCAGCAGUUCGGGAUGCAGCUCAUCUCCCACAUAUUCGGGGUGAUCAGCUGCAAUGGCUUUACCCUCAGUGACCAAAGAGGACUGCAGGCUGUUGGUGUGGGAAUCUUCCCCAACCUCUGCCAGGCCAACCACGACUGCUGGCCCAACUGCACCGUCGUCUUCAACAAUGGCAAUCAUGAGGCUGUAAGAUCAAUGUUCCACACACAGAUGAGGAUCGAGCUGAGGGCCCUGAACAAGAUUUCCCCGGGGGAUGAGCUGACGGUUUCCUACGUGGAUUUCCUCAGCCUGAGCGAGGAGCGGCGGAAGCAGCUGAAGAAGCAAUAUUACUUCGACUGCACGUGUGAGCACUGCAAGAAACAGCUCAAGGACGACCUGAUGCUGGCAGUGAAGGCAGGGGAAAGCAAGCCCUCUGCAGACACGGUGAAGGAGGUGAUCCAGUUCUCCAAGGACACGCUGGAGAAGAUCAACAAAGCCCGCAUGGAGGGACAUUACCACGAGGUUGUGAAGCUGUGCCGUGACUGCCUGCAGAAACAGGAGCCUGUGCUGGGGGACACGAACAUCUACCUGCUGAGGAUCCUCAGCAUUGCCUCCGAGGUGCUCUCCUACCUCCAGAUGUUUGAGGAAGCAGCUGACUAUGCCAAGAGGAUGGUGGAUGGCUACCUGAAAAUUUACCAUCCCAACAACGCGCAGCUGGGGAUGGCCGUGAUGCGGGCGGGAGUGACACACUGGCACGCUGGCCUCAUUGAAGUUGGCCAUGGCUUGAUCUGCAAAGCCUAUGCCAUUCUCCUGAUAACCCAUGGACCUUCCCACCCAAUUACCAAAGACCUGGAGGUCAUGCGCGUGCAGACGGAGAUGGAGCUGCGCAUGUUCCAGCAGAACGAGUUCAUGUAUUACAAGAUGAGGGAAGCUGCCCUCAAGAACCAGAAGAUCCAAGUCAUGCCUGAGCCCAGCAAUGAGAAUGCACCGAGCCUCUUCCACAAAAAGGAAUAAACCCAGAGCUUGACACCAAUUCGUGCCUGCAGGGUAACAUCACCCGUGGCACUUCCAAACAUUGGGAAUGUGAUACAGCAAUGGGAUAUAUCCACAAGGAUUGUUUCCAGUGGCACAAGUCUGACAGCGUGGACCUGCUGUGGGAGCAUCCUGAAAACUCUUCUGAGGGCUUAAAGUGGAAGAGGUCCUGGCAGAAACAACAUCCCUUUUUCUAUCACUAAGGCAUUAAAUAAUCAAAGAAAAAAACCCUGUCAUAAAAUUAUUUACAUUUUUAUUGGAAGUGUGUUUCUCUCUACACACGUCCUGGUUCUGAAUUCCUUUGUUAUAUUUUGAUGGAUUUUUCCUAAGGGGUUCUACCACUUCCUUGGCAUGACAUAAUUUCUUUCCCGUGGUGUCCAAGGGAUGAUAGAAGCGGGAAGCCAGUUCCAAGAAGUGUCAUGUACACCUAUGGGCAAUGAAUGCAAACUGAACAAGACCCACAGACGGUGUUUUGUGAUAAAUGAUAUCUUUUUCUGAUGAAAAACUGCUGGAAAAUUAUUUUGCAGCUGGCACAGGUGCAACAUCAAACUGUGGGCGAUUUGCAAGUGAGACUAACUGGAAUCCUUACAUCAAGAUAAGUUAAUUGAGAUAAAUUAUUCUUCUUAGUUACAAAUCAGAAAAUGCCCAAAGUGAUGGAUGGUCAUGGGGCCAUGCCAGAAACCAGUUGCUAUAGUUUGGUGCACUGGCUCUGUGGAUUGUUCUAACUGCACAAGCAGUUUCCAGGGAGGGGAAUCCACUUUUCCUCAUCUUUAGGGUGAGCUGGGGGCUCUGUGCCUUAAAACACCUGCCUUUUAUCUUAGGUGUUUAAUCAAUUUUGUGCUGAGAAAUAAGGGAUAGUCCAUAAAUGAGCUGCCAGUGGACUGCCAACAGAAUUAAGGAGAAGUCUAAUGGCUGAAGUUGGAUUUCUAGAUAAAAAAAUGUAUUUGUUGUCUGCCCAUAUGUCUCAAAAUCCAACUGAUUUCCUGCAGACUUUCAGUGGCAGCCAGGAGAGGAAAAGGUUUAUUCAAGAAUCCCCUACUUGCUCCUAAGCACAAUAGCAAGUAAAAAAACCCAGAUCUUUUCCUCUUUGACAUUUCUCAGUAAUUUUGCUGAUGUUUCUCCAGAUCUGAGUUCACUAAAGACCAACACCUGAUUUCUAGGCACUAUUUAGCUAAGCCCUCCCAUUUGUCUGUGAGGUGCCUCUGCUGCCUUGUGUGACAAUUCAUAUUGGUUCAGUUCCUGGCAUGAGGAUCAAUGUUGAUCUGUAAUAUCAAAACUUUUCCUGGGCACAGAGGAGUCCUGGCAGCAUCCUUGGAAAAGGCAGAUAAGAGGAAAGAGUUUCCUUUCCUGUGUGCAGCAGAAAACCACCUCUCCAUUUGGCCUGAAGUGCCAAGCAAGAGUACAGGAGAUGACUUUGGUGCUCCCUCUGUCUAGACUGUGAACACCCAGCCCAAUUCUCCUGCCAGGAGAGAAAACCUGUAUUUCACCCUGGAAGAAGUGUUUAAUUCCCCUUCAACCCAAUUUAUCAGUCUCAGCUCGGGGUGAAACACACACUGGAUACCUGAAGGGAGUUGUGACCCUCCUGCCGGUGGGAAGGGGUGGGGAGGAGAAGGGGAUGGGGUGGCCAGAGCUAUAGGGAUGGGUCCCACUGCAGAGGUGUGAGGAUGAAGACAGCAGCUGGUAGCCCAUGCUGCUUCUUUCCCAAGGCAGCUUUCCAAACAGGAUCACUGGCACUUCCUUGACUCCACUGAAACCACCCCAAAUCCUUUGGCCCUGCUGGUCACUCUGAUCACUUGGGCCAUGUCUGAAAGGAAAGGGAACAGAGCCCUCUUCCUGCCCAGUGCUCCCCAGCCCAGAUCUGCCGUGGGUGCAGGACCCACCAGGGCAUCCCCAGCAGCACCUGUUCCCAGGAAAGGGCUGGAAGAACACUCAUCAGCAUGUGUCCCUCAGUGGCUCUGAGCCUGUGCCUCGCCUCAACUCCAUUCUCCAAUAUCAGUACCAGCCUUAGAUCAGUUUGUUC
Messenger RNA from Passer domesticus (house sparrow), 3786 nucleotides. It is a transcript of the gene SMYD1, whose product is annotated as SET and MYND domain containing 1. Gene Ontology annotation, molecular function: protein binding; histone H3K4 methyltransferase activity. The transcript is spliced from 10 exons. NCBI's taxonomy places the organism in Eukaryota, Metazoa, Chordata, Aves, Passeriformes, Passeridae. The coding region runs from base 273 to 1748 and encodes 491 amino acids. The record is from RefSeq and is a predicted model, not a curated record. Gene Ontology annotation, cellular component: nucleus.